GUGGUUCUGUAUACAUAUUUCGAUGCUACACCGUGUUUGGGAUGAGUCAGUGGGCAGAUUUAGGUGUAAACAAAUCAACUUUUGCAAUAAUUACAUCAAAAAUUCUUGUAGUGAACGAAGAAAUACUAAUAAAAAACGGAUGUUGUAAGAUUGUUUUUGGUAGAUUUAAGGUAUGCUUAGACAUGCUUCCACUGCUUCUCUUGGUACUGGUUAUAUUUUUACUAUAUUGCCGAGCCAUACAAUGUUUAAGUUACUGGAAAAAGCGAGGAGUGCUACAAGAAAAUCCGCAUAAACUGCUUUGGAAUAUAUUGAGAUUUCGACGGAAAUCUGAACCAAGUUCUUCUGAAUUUUCGUCAAUAUAUAAUCUAUCUAGAAAUGUUAGAUACGUAGGAUAUUAUCACUUUACGACUCCAAUUCUGAUGAUAAAAGAUGAAUGGCUCUUGAGAAACAUCGCUGAAAUGGACGCAGAAUACUUUUAUAGUCCUGACCAAUAUGUACUGAAACGUGAUGAUCCAUUAUGUAACAUAAACUUAAGAGACCCAAACUGGAAAGUGUAUCUGACAAAUGGAGACCUGCGACGAAUGUUUCCAAUUUUAGAAGAAUGCUGCCAAAAUUUUAGUAAAAAUUUCAUGAAAAAUUAUGUAGAUAUCAUUGAUGUGCGGAUAAAAGAUACUGCUACUAGUUUCGUUAACGACAUAAUAGCAUUCACUGUUUUUGAUAUUUCUCUGGAUCCUAAGGACAAGGCAAAUAAGAAAUUUUGUCGUAUGAUUAGAAGUAUAACGAAUUCCACUAUUUGCAAAAGCCAAAAGUUUUGGGGGCAUUCCUUUGUAUCAAAAAUAUUGCAAUUUCUAAAUAUAUUAUAUUCUAUUGACUCACAACCUAAACAAUAUUUUAUGGAUCUUCUUCAUGACAAAUUGAAAUCAAGAGCAGCAAAAAAUAGUACUCGUCCUGACAUAAUUCAAUUAAUCUUAGAAACAAAGUACGAGAAAAUGCAGCCAACACAAAAUUCCACAGAUAGAGCUGAUAAUAUAGAAAAAUCACCCUUGGUACCAUCAUCGAUUAAGAACUCAGAUAUUUUAGCACAUUUUCUACUGUAUUUGCUAGCUGGAUUGGAACCCGUUUCCAAUUUGAUUUCCUUCGUAGCCAUUGAGCUGGCCCUGGAUAAAGACAUUCAGUCAAAAUUAAUAAAAGAAGUUGACAACAGUUUUGAACGUUGCAAUGGAAAGAUGACCUACGAUAUCUUAACGAAAAUGAAAUACUUGGAUAUGGUUAUUUCAGAAGCGCUUAGAAAAUGGCCUUACUUUGACACCAUCUACCGCAUUUGUAACCAAACGUAUGUCAUAGAACCUAAAACCAGCAAGGAAAAAGAAGUGGUUUUGGAAAAAGGAUCGGUUCUCUGCAUACCCGUAACUCCAAUGCAUUACUCGCCCAGAUACUAUGGUUACUCUAGAAGAUUUGAUCCAGAAAGAUUCAGUAGCCAACAUCGAUGUAUCAUCGAACCUUACACUUAUUUACCAUUUGGUCUGAGCGAAAAGGGCUGUAUGGGUUCCAGAUUCGCCGUUUUACAAACUAAGAUAUUUUGUGUACAUUUGCUGCAUCAUUUUGAGAUAAGUGUAAGCGAGGCAACUAAGCUGCCUCUAACGCUGACUAAGGAAAAGGCUCACCAGUAUGUUCUUGAUCGAAUAAGACUGUCUUUUGAAAGACGUAAGAACUGAUGUUUCCUAUUAUGUUAUAUAAGAGUAUCUGGCAUAGGAGCAUGAUUUUUCAGUCUCUGUAUUUGAAUUGGUAAACAACACAGCCUUAUGUCGUCAUUUUGGCUUCCCAUGGCCUUAUCAGACACUGAGGCUAAAUACAAAAUCAAACACAAAAGGGUACCCCGUCAAAAUAGACCCGUCGAAAAAGCUCCGACAAAAUAGCCCCGACAUAAUAUCCCGCACACAAAAUAGCUCCGACAAAAUAGCCCCGACAAAAAAGCUCCCUUCAGAAUUCAUCAUGAAAUAAUUCCUUAAAAAUACAUUUUUUCGGAAAUGGUAAUUAUCCUCUAUUCAGAUGUUUAUCUUAACCACAUUAAAUAAAAAUGGUCUUUUCAGAGAACUCGAGUCCUGUCUUCUCUGCCUCUUGGAAGUUUGAACAUUUACUUUAAGCGAAAGUAAAUGUUUAUUUAUAUAAACAUUUUUUCUGUUUUCGGGCAACAGUAAAAUGCAUUUUAAAUUAAAUCAAUUAAAUACAUUCUUCCUUUUUGUCAAAUAAUUUAAAUUAAAAAAAAGUUUUUGGACACCUUGUAUAAAUAAUUAUGUAAUUGUUUAUAUUAAUAAAUAGAGAAUUAAUGUCCGGUUGCACCAACAGAUCUUAAGCUUAAGUCGAGAAUAUCAUAAGAAUUAAUGUAAUAUAAUUAUAAUAUAUUACAAUAAGAAUACCAUAAUAUAAUAAUAGAUAUAAUUGAUAAUAAGGGAAGAAUCUAAAAUUAUGGUGCAACGUAAGUGAUACUCAAGGAGACCCUAUCUAUAAGUAGAGCUUAGCUGAGCUGGAGCUUAAGAUCUGUUGGUGCAACCAGGUAUAAAUAACCUUUCAAAUGAGCUUAAAAAUAAAGAUCGUCGCCGCGUCGCAGGUUUACGAAAUAACUAAUUUAUUCCUUCCAUUUGCACCAUACUGUACGACUGAAUUGCUGAUAUGAAUUAGUCAGAUUAAAUUAAAUUAUUAGAAGAAUUUUUUUACUGAGCAACAUCAUUUUUGUUUAAUUUAUUAAUAUUUUGUAUUUUGACAACGACGUCCGAAGUGGAAGUCGAAACGUUAAUAAAAUAAUUUUUUUAAGUAAAUUGUGGCUUAUUUCCCAAUUAGAAUAGUAAUUUAAAAUAAAUAGUACUCCGUUAAAAGGUAAAACUUUUUAUUGGAGGUGUUUUCUAAGAGACUGUUUUAGCCGGGGCUGUUUUGACCAGGGCUAUUUUGUGUGCGAUAUAUUUUGUCGGGGCUAUUUUGUUUGCGGGCUAUUUUGUUGAGGCUAUUUUGUGUCCGGGCUAUUUUGACGUGGCUUUUUUGACGGGGCUGUUUUGACCGGGCUAUUUUGACGGGUCACGCACAAAAGACCAACAAAUUUCUCCUAACUGCGUGGCCUGGAUAUAUAAACAGGGAAGGGUAAAAUCAUGUCAGGUCCACAGCUGUACUGUCAAAGGUGGAAAAUACUGCGUACAGGUAUCGGAAGAUCUAACCAAAAUAUGGUAUCCUGGGGAUACCUCAAGGUAGAUGAUAGAUGAUGUGCAUGUGGUGUGAUCCAAUCAAUGAGACACCCAUUGUAAUGUCAUCUUGUAAACUGUGAGUAAGAGUGCUGUGAUGCAUAAUUAAUGGAAUACAACGAUCUAGCAUUAGCUGAUGUCAACCACUGGUUAAACGAAAUAUGAAAGCCUUAUUGUUUUAAUUCAUUUUUACAUGGACUUACAUCUCUUUGAAUGUAUUUUAUUUAUAAAAUUUCACUGUGCUGUA
This is a messenger RNA of Diabrotica virgifera virgifera (western corn rootworm), 3477 nucleotides long. Its product is annotated as cytochrome P450 9e2-like. NCBI's taxonomy places the organism in Eukaryota, Metazoa, Arthropoda, Insecta, Coleoptera, Chrysomelidae. The transcript is spliced from 7 exons. The coding region runs from base 42 to 1715 and encodes 557 amino acids. Gene Ontology annotation, molecular function: heme binding; oxidoreductase activity, acting on paired donors, with incorporation or reduction of molecular oxygen; monooxygenase activity. The record is from RefSeq and is a predicted model, not a curated record.